Molecule: messenger RNA, 741 nt
Organism: Ricinus communis (castor bean)
Lineage: Eukaryota; Viridiplantae; Streptophyta; Magnoliopsida; Malpighiales; Euphorbiaceae
Product: mitochondrial pyruvate carrier 4
Exons: 5
Coding region: 1-432 (143 amino acids)
Biological process (GO): pyruvate import into mitochondria
Cellular component (GO): mitochondrial inner membrane
Source: RefSeq, a predicted model, not a curated record
AUGCUGACAUGGCAUGAUAUGGUUGGUGGGUAUUUAUGCCUUCUUCCACCACCAGCAAAGCAAAAGAAAUUAUUCUUGUUGGCUCACAGAACGCAGAGGAGAGAGAUGGCGACUUCCAAGCUGCAAGCUCUUUGGAAUCACCCGGCCGGACCCAAAACCAUUCACUUCUGGGCACCAACGUUUAAAUGGGGCAUCAGCAUUGCUAAUAUUGCCGACUUCGCCAAACCACCUGAAAAACUCUCAUAUCCUCAGCAAAUAGCGGUUACAGCCACUGGACUUAUAUGGUCACGCUACAGCACUGUAAUUACACCAAAAAACUGGAAUCUAUUUAGUGUAAACGUUGCAAUGGCUGCAACAGGCCUCUAUCAAUUGUCGCGCAAAGUACAGCACGAUUACUUUUCUGAGGCAGAAGCUGCUGCAGUGAAAGAAUGAUGACGAAAACAUACUUUGUUUCCAUUUAUGCCCUGCAGUGUUGAAGCCAUUUUUCCUUCAUGCUUUGCAGUUCUUUCAGCAUUUCAAUCUGUUGCUGUGUGCUUCCUUAAAGGCCUUGGGUACUCUUUUUCUUUUUCUUUUUUUCUGUUAAACUUUUUCCUCCAGAAAGAAGACUUUGGAUACUUCAGUAUUCUAUGAUGUAGAAAUUAUAGGUUGAAGUACACUGUUAUGCUGGUGAGGCCAUUAUAAACCAGAAAGAUUAACGCAUGACCAAUAAUAUAUUGUUCAGAUGCCCCUGAUUUUCUGCUA